UCAGAAGUCAGCUCAGAUCAUGAAUCCUCUUAAUUCUCAGUUCAGAUGUCUUUACAAGAAUGGUAUGCUUCCACUGGUGUUGGAUUAUAGAAAGAAGGCUCAACCUCAUGAUAUCUGCUGGAUGGUGGAUCGACAACAAUUGGAUGCAGAGCACUACCUCCCCAUCUUCUGCGAUGCUCUGAACGAUCCCCACUAUCCCUUCGACAUCCUCGCCCGAGAUGGAACGAUUGAACUCCUCGAAGUGGCCGGAGAGAGGGUCUUGACCGUCUUGCCGGACAUCGUUCUCGCCAUUAAGAAAGCUCUCAACACAGAACAUCCUCAAAUCAUGAUGAACGCAUGCGCGGUCAUUCAGAGGCUGACCACCCUAUCACCUCUAGUGAGCCUCGCCCUCAUCAGACCGAUGAACUUCGCUGUUGUCAUUUUGAAAAACGUUGGUAUCUGCAACAUGACGAGGUUGACUGAAAGGCAACACCUGAUGAUCAAGAAUGUUCAAAUGAACAUGCUGGUUCAUAUCUUAUUAGUAUUUCCAAGGGAAAUAUUUGAUAGUGGGAAAUGCAAGCACAAGCAUUACAGAGUGUUACUCGUGCCGUUCUUCUGUAAAUACAAGACUAAAGAGAUACCCUACAGGAGAGGGGAGAUACACUAUGGUCAGAGAAGGCGCCACCUGGCGGAUGUCAUCAACCAGACGCUGGAUCUAUUGGACAGGACGGGAGGACCGGACGCUUACGCAGAAAUAAAGUAUGCUGUACCGACGUAUCAAUCUGCCUACCAUAAUUCUUGAAAAUAAAUAAUUCUUGUUC
Molecule: messenger RNA, 800 nt
Organism: Parasteatoda tepidariorum (common house spider)
Lineage: Eukaryota; Metazoa; Arthropoda; Arachnida; Araneae; Theridiidae
Source: RefSeq, a predicted model, not a curated record